CAGUCACGAUGUUGGGAAUCAAACACGUUUGGGAAGGACAGAGUUCAGGGUCUCGGUUUUGAGAGGAUUUGUAUGGUGCAGACCUGGCAACCCGGAUACCUAGGUUGUUUUCGAAAACACUAGCGCGGAGCUCAUUAUAACCACUCUACAGUAAUAUUACAUUUGUGUGUCGUAAUAAUAAUUAUAAUGAUAACAACAUGUUGAGGUCAUAUAAUUACGCCGACGUUAUUAUUCGAGAUUACAAAAACAUGAAUUAAUCCGAACAAAACUUGAGAAAUAAUGUAGUGCUAGGCUAACAUUGUUAGCUUCCUCUGGCUAAUAUGUUGGGAGAGAACAGGCGGGUAUCGAAGGCUAACUGCAGCUAAACAAAAAAACAUAUUAGCCAGAUGAAAAAGUCAGUGUAUUAUUUAAAAAAAAACAAAAAAAAAACAAUGUACCCGCAGUUUACAAGCAUGCUAGUCAGUUUGUUUACUCUAUGAAGAAACUCUCGGUCUGUUACUCGCCUAAUUAUCUUGUAUAUAACGUUACUAGCACAUUUAACGGCAGGUUCAGUAUCGGUUUGUGUAAAUUUGACCCAGCCGGAGCGUGUUGUUGUUGUUUAUAGCCGAUUACGGGGCUGAACGCACUCGCGGUGUCUCCUCAUGCAGUCGGAAGAAGUGCGUCUGGGCCGGAAGCGGCCUGUGCCCUCCUGCCCCAACCCUCUGUUCCUGCAGUGGCUCACUGAGAAACGCGAUCAGGCCAGAGCGAGAGGCCUCAAGGCCCAGUAUGUCUAUCAGAAGGCCAUAAAUUCUCUACAGAAGUAUCCUCUGCCACUGAAGAACGGGAAAGAGGCCAAAAUCCUGCAGAACUUUGGGGAUGGGAUCUGUAAGAUCCUGGAUGAGAGGCUUGAGAAAUAUUACCGAGAAAACGGUGCCAGUGCUCCCAUCCACUUCCUCCCAUGUAAUGCUGAACCCUGCAGUGCUGAACCCUGCAGUAGCAACCUGCCUUCCACCCAACCUUCAUCUUACUGCUCCAACAUUCCUGCUGCAGAGGGUGGAAGAGAUAUGAACAGGACUGAGGAUGAUGGAACGAAGAAGAGGAGGGAGUAUGUGCCUCAGAAGAGAUCAGCAGGCUAUGCUGUUCUGCUUACAUUGUACAGACAUUCACAGAUGCCUGGCAGUAAAGGUUUCAUGUUUAAAAAUGAACUGCAGAUCGAGGCGCAGUCCCUUUGUGAUAAAUCUUUCACUGUACCUGAUCUAGGUCGUAAAUACACAGCGUGGUCUUCAGUGAGCGCCCUCAUUCAGAAAAACCUGCUUCAGAAGGCAUAUAGCCCUGCCAGGUACUCCUUGACAGAGCUUGGUCUGGCUGUAGCAGAAAAACUAGAGUCUGAAGAGAGGGGGAGAGAUGGUGGACAAGAGGAGGAGAAGAAAAGUGAGGCUGAGGACUUAGGGGAUGAACCAUUUGUCAUCGACCUGACUCUCGAUGAAGGCAGAGAACAUCGUGAAGGUGAAAACAGCUGCUUCCUAAGAGAUUGGUCUUGCACAGCUGUCUCAGAAACCCCUGCAGGGAGUGCUGCACCUGACUUUGAUCACUCGGAAAAGUGUCACAGCUCCGAGACAGAGAGAGCUGCAUAUCUUCUCCCUGGAACCUAUGACAUUGUGCUUUGUGUCGACUUUUUGGAGACCACUGGGGGAAGCGCGUUACGCAAACAAGAAUUGGUCAAAGAGCUACAGAGAAACGGUGUGGCCUUUGACAUCAGAAAACUAAAUGUGGGAGACUUCCUGUGGGUUGCUCGUGAGAAAGUUGCACCUGUGCCUGGUCAGUUGCAUCCACCUGUGCCAAAAGAGCUGGUCCUUGAUUACAUCAUUGAGAGGAAGCGAAUAGAUGACCUAUGUGGAAGUAUAAUUGAUGGACGUUUCAGAGAACAGAAAUUCCGCUUAAAGAGGUGUGGUCUGCACAAGCCCAUCUACCUAGUAGAACAGUGUGGUUCAGCAGCAGCACACCUCAGUCUGCCAGAGAGCACUCUGCAACAGGCCAUAGUUAAUACACAGGUGGUCGAUAACUUCUUUGUGAAGAGAGUUCAGGAUGUUAAGGAAUCAGCUGCCUAUCUCACAGUCAUGACCAGAUAUCUGCAGAAACUUUAUCAGAAUCGAACACUGUACUUCCGCUCCAGAGAACUGGAAAGAGAUGGAGAGUGUGGCGUAGAGAAGGGAGGCAGGGAAAGCGAAAACCCCUGCUGCUUGCUUAUGUCCUUCACAGAGUUCAACUACGGAGCCUUGAAAAGCAAGUGUCAAACAGUUAGAGAGGUUUUUGCCCGACAGCUGAUGCAGAUCAGCGGAAUCUCUGGUGACAAAGCAGCUGCUAUACUGAAGCACUACAGUACAGUAAGCAGUUUAUUGAAUGCAUACAGCCAGUGUUCCACUGAUGCAGAGAGAGAAAAGCUCCUCUCAUCCAUCAAAUAUGGCAGACUUAAAAGAAACAUCGGGCCAGCUCUUAGCCGGACUGUGUACCAGCUUUACUGUACAGUUGGACCACUAUCAUAAGCGCACAGUGUAUUCCUUACCAUUCUUCAUCAAACUGCACGGCAGUGGUGUGCUUGGUUGCUGCUCUUUUUAAUUUCCUGACAUUUUAGAGAAUUUGCAAAAUAUUUGUGUCAAAUAAAGAUUUACAUUUCAUAUUGUGUUACUGUAGAUGAAUAAUGAACAUGGCUUUGUCAAAGUACAGUGUGAAAGUAAAGUACAAUGAUGUGCUA
Molecule: messenger RNA, 2731 nt
Organism: Neoarius graeffei (lesser salmon catfish)
Lineage: Eukaryota; Metazoa; Chordata; Actinopteri; Siluriformes; Ariidae
Gene: mus81
Product: MUS81 structure-specific endonuclease subunit
Exons: 16
Coding region: 642-2522 (626 amino acids)
Biological process (GO): double-strand break repair via break-induced replication; resolution of meiotic recombination intermediates; mitotic intra-S DNA damage checkpoint signaling
Cellular component (GO): nucleus; Holliday junction resolvase complex
Molecular function (GO): crossover junction DNA endonuclease activity; 3'-flap endonuclease activity; DNA binding
Source: RefSeq, a predicted model, not a curated record